CGACCAUGCCCGGCGACCUGUACAGCAUCACGUCGACCAUCGACCUGCCCAACGACCCCGAGGGCAGGAGCUACCCUCGCUUCGGUCUCGGCGUCUACGUGACCGAGCCGGGUGCAGAGACGUACAACGCCGUCACCUGGGCCCUCGAGGCGGGGUACAGGCACAUUGACGGCGCCGAAUGGUACGAGAACGAGGAGGACUGCGGCCGGGCGAUCAACGACUUUAUCAAGAAGUCUGGCGUCCCUCGUUCCGACAUCUUUUUCACGACCAAGCUCAUGCACAACCGCACCGACCCGGCGUGGGUCACCAAGUGCGUCGACGUGAGCCUCGAAAAGGCCGGGCUCGACUACAUCGACCUGUACCUCAUCCACGACCCGACCGGCGGGCCCGACGUGCGUGCGGCCAUGUGGGAGGGGUGCUGCCAGGUCCGCGACACGGGCAAGGUGCGCGCUAUUGGUGUCAGCAACUUUGGCGUCAAGCACCUCGAGGACCUCCUCGCGCGCAAGCCCAAGUACGCCCCGGCCGUCAACCAGGUCGACCUGCACCCGUUCAUGACGCGCAACGACCUCGUCGCCUACUGCGAGUCGCAGCGCAUCGUCCUCGAGGCGUGGGCUCCGCUCGUGCGCGGCAUGCGCUUCAAGCACCCGGUCGUCGUCGAGCUCGCCAAGAAGUACAACAAGUCGCCCGCCCAGGUCCUCAUUCGCUACGGCCUCGACCGGGGCUUCAUCGUCAUCCCCAAGUCGACCAAGAAGGAGCGCAUCGUCGACAACGCCCAGGUGUUCGACUUUACGCUCGACCAAGACGACGUGGACCGUCUCACGGGCCUGGAUGAACGGCUAGUCACCGACUGGUUCGUGACCGAGGUGGAGUGAUGUCUGAACGACGCCGGAGGUCAAGCUGGGAAGCAGGGAGACCUCGAGAAGGCGUGGGCGAGCCGACGAGGGGGAGGUAGACGUGCACGUGCAUCUCGCAGUAUUCUCGUUCCGCU
This is a messenger RNA of Rhodotorula graminis WP1, 988 nucleotides long. RefSeq lists its product as uncharacterized. The record is from RefSeq and is a predicted model, not a curated record. The transcript has 9 exons. The coding region runs from base 6 to 872 and encodes 288 amino acids. Gene Ontology annotation, molecular function: oxidoreductase activity. NCBI's taxonomy places the organism in Eukaryota, Fungi, Basidiomycota, Microbotryomycetes, Sporidiobolales, Sporidiobolaceae.